Molecule: messenger RNA, 2371 nt
Organism: Anopheles bellator
Lineage: Eukaryota; Metazoa; Arthropoda; Insecta; Diptera; Culicidae
Product: armadillo-like helical domain-containing protein 3
Exons: 6
Coding region: 48-2207 (719 amino acids)
Biological process (GO): regulation of Golgi organization
Cellular component (GO): cytosol
Source: RefSeq, a predicted model, not a curated record
UGCAUUUCACAUAACCAAAGUAAUUUAUCAAUUUCCACCCUUUUGUAAUGGCGUCUCGGAAGCGCUCAGGAUCCGGUUCAAAGCGACCAAAGGAAAAAGUGGUACACAUAUAUGAAUUACUCUGCCAUGGUGAAGAUUUGAAGCGACAAGGCACACAGUUUUGGGAAGAAUUUUUCCUUCUCCAACCUAAUAUGGAAGUGCUAGAAUCAGAAUUGAUAAAAUUGAAUUCGGAACAGUACGCGAUCGCUAAAAGUAACAUUGUCCAGCUAUUUGCCGAAUGCAUCAACAUGCUUUCAUCAAGCAAUGGAAAACGGAUGAUGAAUGCAUUACAAACAAUAUGCGUAUUCAUAUACGUUUUAUUCCGAAAGCAGUCGCGUGCCGUGAAUGGCAUACUUAGUGCAUGUGAUAAAAGUGCUUCAACAACUUGUGUUGGUUCGUUCGGUGCUUCACCUUCGUUUAUUAAUGUUUGCGAUAUAGAAGAAGAAAUGAGAACUUUAUUAAGUCGUUUGAAUGAUAUGCUCUGCGAUGAUGUUGUCGAUAGUCCUAAAGAUCCAUGCCUAAAAAUCCUUUUGAUCAUCGUCAGUGGAAUGGAUAAUGUGAAUGAUAAUCAUUUGAUAGAGUUCAUUGUAGGGCAGAGUUUAUUCGAAGCAUUCAAAAAAAUCCUUAGUGACUCAACUUUGCGAAAUCAACACGGACACGAUGUUGUUACAUUAUUAACGAUACUGGUAAACUAUCGCAAACACGAAAACAGCAAUCCUUAUAUUGUGGAACUUUCGCUUUUAGCUGAUGAACUGGCAUUAAACGGCUAUGGGCAAGUCAUUUCGUAUGUCCUGACAAUGUUCUGCAAGCAGCAUAUGCUAAACCUGACAGAACUUCCCUCUUCUUCAUCGUGGUUCUCGUCGCUCUCCAACAUAGUUGGAAACAUGUUUAUCUCCGAAGAGUUAUGUUGCAGAAGCCAACAAAUUAGAGCUAAUAAUGCUUUACUAUUAGCUCUGUAUGAAGCAAUUCAUUUAAAUAGGAACUUCAUAACUACCUUAGCCCACACUCAAGCUGAAUCGACACCCCCUUCACCGUGCAAUACUUUAAGUACAACUGAGACACCACCGGAUCUGUCGUCCGCAGCGAUCCUAGAUGCUUCUCAUUAUUCAACAAACUUGUUCGUAGCACUGUUUCAAUAUUGCUCGAUUGUAAUGCAAGACCACAAGAGUGAGCUCAGUGCUAUCAACUUAAAGCUUUGCCUACUCAUUCUUACUUGCAUUGCAGAAGAUCAAUACGCUAAUUCAAUGAUGCAUGACAUAAAUCUUACAUUUAAAGUCACUUUGCAUCGAGCCCAUAUGAGACAUCGAAAACUUGCUUCGGAAAAAAUUUGUAAGCCACAACCACUUGCUACUACACUACUCGAUCUGCUGGUAGAGUUCAUCGUCUCACAUCUACUGAAGAAAUUUCCAAUCGAGCUAUAUCUCCUAUGCAUUGGUAUCAUACACCGAAUAAUUGUUUAUCAAAAGCGGUGUCGUGUACGACUUGUAUACCACUGGAAAGAAUUGUGGACAGCAAUGAUAAGUUUGCUCAAAUUUCUUAUUUACCAGGAGCAAAACUUGAUCAAGCGGUGCAAUAUUUUUCAGCUUGCUUUACAGGUUAUCAACAUUCUUAAUCUUUUUAUUACGUACGGUGAUACGUUUCUCGCAACCACAAACAGCUAUGACGAACUUUAUUACGAGUUGAAUCGCGAAGAAAAAGUUUUUUGUGAGCUGCACGCUCUAGUAUUGAGAUACGCAUCUUUGCAAGAAUGUGAAUACAAGGAAGACAUAAUACGUUUGCUAAACGCGCUUUCGAAUAUAUUGGCUAUUAUUAAGCAUUUUCAAAUCAAAAUAAAAGAAUGGCUUGCUAGUCAAAGUUUAUCCACUCCAACAGAGCAACAAAUCUUAGAACAGAUUCAGAAGAACUAUGAUCUUACGUUAAAACUGCAAGAUAGCCUUGAUCACUACGAGCGCUAUAGCGAACGCCCGAAGCAUAUACUAUUUUUUGUUAAUUUAGUCAAGGAAGUGAUGAUAGACACUAGGAAAACGGUUCACUAUUUCGUGAAACAGGCGAAUAAAAAUAAUGCUUUCGAGGGCAGUUUAUCUGGGCACGAAGAGCGUGGAAUAGGUUCUACAACAGCGUCAUUAACAAGAACCGUUACAUGUGUGGAGAUUAAUUCCACUAGUUGAACGCAGUUGUUAUUUCAUAUGGAAAAAACUAAUGUUCUCAAAACAAAUUUUAAGCACUAAAAGAUAAUGAAAAUGUAAAUGUAAGUGAGCUUUAAAGGUAUUUAUUCCCUUAAUGCAUUAUUAUUCAUAUUUGUUCUUAUAUUGUCUGAAUUAAAUAAAGUUAC